Messenger RNA from Closterium sp. Naga37s-1, 1916 nucleotides. NCBI's taxonomy places the organism in Eukaryota, Viridiplantae, Streptophyta, Zygnematophyceae, Desmidiales, Closteriaceae. The record is from the annotation of a GenBank genome assembly.
GCGGAUUGGAGUUGUGGGAGGGGCGGCCAUGUGCGGCGGAUCUCUUCAGGAAGAGGCUGUGGGGGGGAACCUUCGGGGAUGCUUACCGAAGGCCCGGGUGCUGGAUGGAGCACAUGUUGCUGGACAACGAGACGGGCCUGGACCCCCCCGGCAUCAGGGUGCGGCCCGUGUCAGGGCUGGUAGCAGCGGACUACUUCCUGCCGGGCUACUUUGUGUGGGCCGUCAUCAUCGAGCAGCUGGCCAAGAUCGGCUACGAGGAGCGGAACAUGUUCAUGGCCGCUUAUGACUGGCGGCUGUCCUUCCAGAAUACACAGAAGAGGGAUCAAGCGCUCAGUCGCCUGAAGGCCACCAUUGAGAUGCUAGUGCAGACAAACGAGGGCAGGAAAGCCGUGGUGGUGCCACACUCCAUGGGAGUGCUCUAUUUCCUCUUCUUCAUCAAGUGGGUCGAAGCACCAGCGCCCCUGGGAGGGGGAGGGGGCCCGCGGUGGGUGCACGAUCACAUCAGAGCUGUCUUCAACAUCGGAGGGCCUCUCCUGGGCGCACCCAAGGCGUUCACAGGUCUUUUCUCAGCAGAAGCUAAAGAUGUAGCGGCUAUCAGAGCCGUCUUCAACAUUGGAGGGCCGCUGCUGGGUGGACCCAAGGCGUUCACUGGACUGUUUUCCACAGAGGCCAAGGACGUGGCGGCUAUUAGUUUCACCCCAUUUCCUCACCCGCUCCCCUUCGCCUUUUUUCCCCCUCCCCACCCGCCCCACAUCUCCACCUUUCCAAACAGAGCGCUCGACCCGGGGGUGUUUGGGAGCCUGCAGGCGCUGCAGCAUGUGAUGCGGGUGUCGCGCACGUGGGAUGCCACCAUGAGCAUGCUGCCCAAGGGAGGCGAGGCGGUGUGGGGCAACGCCACGUGGGCGCCAGAGGACUCCUUCAACUGCUCCAAGGCACGCGCCAAGCAGCUGCAGCAGCAGGCGGGGGAGAGUGGGGGGAAUAGCUCCAAGGCAGGGGGGGAUGGGAGGGUGAGAGGGGCGGGCAAGGGGCUGGGAGUGGAAGGGUUUUUACGCACUCUGAUGGCGGAAGGGGCCUCAUCCUCUGCCUCCUCGGCCUCCUCAGCGUCGUCUUCCUCCUCCUCCUCUGCUUCUUCUGCCUCCGCUGCUGGCGCUCACUCAGAGGGGAGUGGCAACGAGGGGGAGGAAGAUGAAGCAAAGGCAACUGCAAGGAGCUACGACCUUGAGACGAGCGAGCGGCGGGCGUGGUUUGGACGCAUGGUGUCAUUUGGAGAAGCAUCAGCCACGCUCUCGGAGUCCCUGGUGUGUCCCUCAGGCGCCAAGGCAGCAGCCAGGGCAGCAGCAGCCAUGUGCCCUGCCGCCUCCACCUGCCCUGCCACGUGGGGGGGGCAGCAGUACGUUCUCUCUGACCCCUGUAGCUGUGCCAUGCAGGACUUACUGCCCGAGGGCGAUGACGAGUACAGUGACGAGACUGCUUAUAACGGGGCAGAGGGGAGGGGCGGGGUGGGUGUCGGAGGGGAGAAGGGGGAGAAAGGGGAGAAGGACGAGGCAGAAGGGAAGGAAGGGAAGGCUCCCGAGAGGGAGAGUCGGCGCAAGCAGUGGCAGCGGCAGCUGGAGGAGACAGUGUUUCAGCACCUGCAGUCGCGCAACAAGUCGUGCGGCGAGGUGUGGACGGAAUAUCACGACAUGAGCUGGCACGCUCUGAAAGACAUCGCCAACUGCCCCUUCUACACGGCGGGCGACGAGAGCGACGGGCCGUCGGGCGGAAUUCUGGGGCUGCUGAGGCAUGUGGCGCCCAAGACUAUGGCGCGGGCGGAUGAGAACUGGAGCUACGGCAUUGCGGAGGAUUUGAGUGAGAGGAAGUAUGCGGAGGAGCCAAAAUACUGGGCGAACCCACUGGAGACCAGGUACGUGUGUUGA